CAUCACAUUGCACUAACUCACACAUAUAUACAGUGUCUUAAUUCAUUAAUCAUCUCGCAAAUACGAUUACCGUAAAUAAUAGAAAGAAACUAUGACACUCGUGAAGUGGGCAUUGCCCCAGCUCUCAGAGCUCUUGCCUCUUGACGAAGAGUCUCUGAAGGAGAUUAUUCUGUACACUAACACACUUUCUGAUGCCGAGGCUACCAUUCAUCUCACAAGUUUAUUGGGAGACACGCCAAAGGCUGCGGAGUUUAUCACAUCUUUUAACGCGCAUCGCUCAGCUGUAACCGCUGAAAAAUCGAAGCUGUCAAGCGAUGUCAAGGGCACGCCGCCAGCAAAUGCGCCACCGGCAUAUGCGCCCCCAGCCUAUCCUGUGGUCUCGCAGAACACGAGUAUGUUACUUGGAAGGCCUCAUAUGAAUCGAGUAAUUGAGGCUGCGAACGUCCGUGCAAGAGAUGAGCAAGAGAUGCAGUUUGCGCUACAGAACCUCCAAUUGCAAUAUGGGAUCUACAACAGCGAGAUAGAACCCGAGCAUGAGUCGGACUACUACUGCGGUUGCGCCAUCCACACUUACCAGACGAGGAAAUACCACCGCUAUGGUGUGCAGGAAAUGUGGUCGAACGCGGUCAUGUAUCCAGGAGAGAAAGCUUACAAUGAGGGCUAUUAUACCUCUGGCUUGGCUAACAAUCUAUCCACUUCUAUGUUUAGUAGUAACCCAUACAAGUACAAUGUUAUCUCGCCAUAUGGCAUGUAUGUGUCUCAAUGGAGUUCUCAGAGGCCUAAGCCAGAUAGUCACGCAAUGUCAAUUCACCAAACUAUCCAGAUGAACAACAGUCUUAAUCGCCAAGCACAAGCCGAUAUUGAUGCGAAGGAACCGAGAAUUAACAUUUGGGAUGAAUUGGACGGUGUAAACACCACAAUGUCGAACAUGAGUAUUGAAGCAGCCGGUUCCAAUGCACCAGACCGAAAGGUACUACCUUAUAAGGCUUCAGAUGAGAAGCGGCAAAGCGUCGUUACUCCCCCUAAGAAUGAUACUGCAGAGGCAUCUACCAAAUCAUCUAAAUUUUCGUUCAGGAAAGCCAUCGGGAUUAAAUCAUCCGAGGAGCGAGCGGUUGCAAAAACGGAAAAGCGGAUCAGAAAAGGCCGGGAGUUACGAAACUCUAUUCUUGCCGAAGAGCGAGGCAGGUGGCCAAAUGAGCAAUGGCAACAAAUAGUCACUAGCUAUCAAGAUAAGGUCGGCAUGACUAGAAAAAUUAGGCAUCUUCGAGCUCGCCAACCUAUCCAGUAUCUGCACUUGCUCCGAGCUGGAUACUUUGAACCAAUUCCAGUUGCUUGGGCUGGCGCUACUUCUAACCCCCUGAAAUUCAGCAUUGAACCUGCCUCUGGGUGGAGAGGAAUCACACCUCAGUGGCGCGGGUAUGAGGACACAGCCGAAGAACGGCUAUAUUGGGUCCUGAACCACCGGGAAGGAGUCGCGGGCAUGCGGAUGAAGCCAGACUUCAUCUACGCAAUGGACAUGGCUCGUGCUAGGAUGGCUUCAGCGGUCGAGCCACCCCCUCAAUACUAUGCCGCCAAUGACACAUGCCAUCUUCAGCAUACAUCUCCCGGAUACUCUAAACAGGUUAUGCCAACACCAUUUAGGGCAUAUGAUCGACCAGAAGUGCCUACAGAUGAUACCAUGAUCCUCUUGGAUGUCUCCGGAUCUAUGGACUUUGAUCCUGUCCGACCAUUUUAUAACAAAUACCUUAUUACAGGCUACCAACCUUCCACCCAACCAAAGAAUAAAGAUGUUGCCAAGGCCAUUAUCCGGCGCUUCACCGACGCGAUGGCAAACCAUGACCACGCUUUCGGAGGUUACAGUCUCACGACCUUCUCGAACCAAGCCCACUACAUUGGGAACAUUAACCACCAGAAUCUUGAGGCCAUGUGGCGCAAUGUCCGCAUCGGCGGCGGAACUCGCGUCAUGACCGGCUGGCAGAAGGUCAAGGAUCUACAUUUUCAGAAACACUCCGCCUCGGCGAUUCACCACCCAGUGUAUGGAUGGCAAGCAGGUCCUGAAACACCGAUGCUGAGGUUAUUGCUCUUGCUCGAUGGCGAAGCGACCGAUAUGGAUGAGUUCGAACUAGAUCUCCUUGGACUCUCGUGGGCUCAUGUGACGAUCUUCUUGAUUGGUGUUGAUGGAUGUCCGCAUCACCAUCGCCAUGCCAAUGAGUUGCAGAGGAUCAGCGACGUCAAUCACCAUGUAUCAUUUGUUGACGCCCAGGGCAAUACGCCAGAGCGAUUCAUUACGCAUGAACUUCUCAAACGGCAUCUUGGGUAUGAAAUUUCAAUGACGGAAUUUGAGCAGAUGGAGGAAUUGCCGGCUUAUUCGGUAUCUGCAUAACCGCUUUAGGGUUCUCGUGUGUCCCAGAAGUUUGGACAGAGACGUUUGUGUGAGGUUGGUGUGACAGAUGCUACAGAGGUAGCUAAAAACUGUCUUCUGUUUAGUUUUCUAUGUAGCAUGCUAUUAUUAUGGCCAUUAACAUUGAUAAUCACAGUCUAUAAUAGGAAGUCUUGUCCGAAGCCAUAGUUGCUAUGUCAGCCCACUGUUCCUCAUCGGACCUUUGGCGUGCACGAGUACUCCCCC
Molecule: messenger RNA, 2626 nt
Organism: Pseudogymnoascus verrucosus
Lineage: Eukaryota; Fungi; Ascomycota; Leotiomycetes; Thelebolales; Thelebolaceae
Exons: 4
Coding region: 92-2383 (763 amino acids)
Source: RefSeq, a predicted model, not a curated record